This is a messenger RNA of Momordica charantia (bitter melon), 3807 nucleotides long. Its product is annotated as phospholipase D zeta 2. Gene Ontology annotation, molecular function: D-type glycerophospholipase activity. Gene Ontology annotation, cellular component: plasma membrane. The record is from RefSeq and is a predicted model, not a curated record. Lineage: Eukaryota; Viridiplantae; Streptophyta; Magnoliopsida; Cucurbitales; Cucurbitaceae. Gene Ontology annotation, biological process: phospholipid catabolic process; intracellular signal transduction; phosphatidic acid biosynthetic process.
UAACUUCUGCUGGUCUUUAUAUUUCUUCAAGUAAUGCCAGAAAAAAAAAAUUGUACGAACUGGAACUGCUAAUUCUUCAUUUGGUUUGUUACACGAUUUCACUUCCUGAAACGUUGUUCUUCAUGAAUCCUCUGUAAUCGCGCGAGUACGUUGAACAUUUGUUAUGUCGACGGAGAGAUUGAUCCCCAAUGGUACGGCUCCGUCGGAGGCGGCUGAGCCGCCGAGGCUUGUUGCAGCGUCGCAUUCGUUCCGGCAGUGUGGGGAGCCGGCUAGGGUUUUUGAGGAGCUUCCGGUUGCUUCUAUUGUAUCGGUUUCUCGGCCGGAUACUGGAGAUAUUAGUCCCUUGCUGUUAUCUUACACCAUUCAAAUCCAGUACAAACAGUUUAAAUGGAACUUAGUGAAGAAAGCAUCGCAAGUUAUUUAUUUACAUUUUGCAUUGAAGAGACGCACAUUUAUUGAAGAACUUCACGAGAAACAAGAGCAGGUGAAAGAAUGGCUUCAAAACUUAGGAAUAUUUGACCACACAGCAGUAGUUCAUAAUGAUGAUGAAUCUGAUGUUGCAGCUGAUGAACAAACUACAAGAAACAGGAAUGUUCCUUCUGUUGCUGCUUUACCUAUCAUUAAGCCAGCACUGGGAGGACAGCGGUCCAUUUCAGACAAGGCAAAGCUAGCAAUGCAGGGUUACUUAAAUCACUUUUUAGGGAACUUGGAUAUUGUAAACUCUCGUGAGGUCUGCAAGUUUUUAGAAGUCUCCAAGAUGUCAUUUGUAAGAGAAUAUGGUCCAAAGUUGAAAGAAGGUUACCUAAUGGUGAAGCAUUUAAAACAACUCACAGGAUCUGAUUCUAGUAUAAAAUGUUGUGCAUGUCAUUGGUGCAGCUGCUGUGAUUACAAUUGGAAAAAGGUUUGGGCUGUUUUGAAACCAGGUUUCUUGGCCUUGGUUGCUCAUCCUCUAGACACUAAACUCCUAGAUAUAGUUGUUUUUGAUGUUCUACCAUCAUUAGAAGAAAAGGAGGAAUCCCAAGCAUACUUAGCAUCUCAUAUCAAGGAGCGCAAUCCUUUACGUUAUUCAUUUAAGGUUAGAUGCGGAAAUGGAAACAUGAAGUUCAGAACCACAAGUUCUGCUAAAGUUAGAGAAUGGGUAUCAUCAAUCAAUGAUGCUGGUUUCGGACCUCAAGAUGGCUGGUGCCACCCUCAUCGCUUUGGUUCUUUUGCUCCUCAGAGAGGUUUGAGUGAUGAUGAAAGCCAAGCUCAGUGGUUCAUAGAUGGUGGGGCAGCUUUUGAAGCAAUCGCUUGCUCUAUUGAGGCUGCAAAAUCAGAGAUAUUCAUCACUGGUUGGUGGCUUUGCCCCGAGCUUUAUAUGCGACGUCCUUUUCAAUAUCAUUAUUCUUCACGGCUUGAUGCAUUACUGGAAACAAAGGCAAAAGAAGGUGUCAAGAUUUACAUCCUAAUGUAUAAGGAGGUUCCUAUUGCUCUGAAAAUUAACAGUAUGUAUAGUAAGAGGAGACUUCUAAAUAUUCAUGAGAAUAUUAAGGUACUACGUUCUCCUGAUCAUAUGUCAACUGGAAUUUACUAUUGGUCGCAUCACGAAAAACUUGUCAUUGUCGAUCACCAUAUAUGCUUCAUUGGAGGUUUGGAUUUAUGCUUUGGCCGCUAUGAUACAAUGGAGCAUAAAGUGAGUGAUUUCCCUCCUUAUACAUGGCCAGGAAAGGACUAUUACAACCCAAGAGAAUCUGAACCAAAUUCUUGGGAAGACACAAUGAAAGAUGAAUUGGAUCGAGAGAAGUAUCCUCGAAUGCCGUGGCAUGAUGUUCACUGUGCUCUUUGGGGAUCGCCAUGCCGUGAUAUUGCUCGACACUUUGUCCAAAGAUGGAACCAUGCUAAGAGAAACAAAGCCCCAAAUGAAGAAAAAAUACCUCUACUAAUGCCACAACACCACAUGGUCCUUCCACAUUACAUGGGAAGAAGCACAGAGUUGAGCUUUGAAAAUAAAGACUCAGAACAAGAUCAUCAGAAGCAGACUACUGUAGAUUUCUACUCCUCCUUAUCUCCACAGCAAGAUAUUCCAUUACUUCUGCCUCAGGAAGCUGGUGGACUUCCAGAUUUAAACAUUGAAACAAGUAGCCCUUCCAUGAAUCAUCACUUUCUCAAUAAGCCCGUGGAGAUACAAAGACGUCUUAUGGAUUCUUUGACACAAUAUGCAGAAACAUAUGGAUCGUUAGAUGAAUUUGGAUUUUUGGAUGAGUUUGGUGAUUUGGGUCAUCCAAGGGAAGCUGCUAUUGAUGCUCCAGCAUACAUGAAAACUUCAGACGACUGGUUGGAAACUGAACCCGAAAGCAAUCAUGUUGUUGCUGUUAACGAUGUGAAAGAAAUUGGUCCCAUUACUACUAGCAAUUGUCAGGUGAUAAGAAGUGUCAGUCAGUGGUCAGCAGGAACAAGCAAACCAGAGGCAAGCAUCCAUGGCGCUUACUGUUUUGCUAUUCAAGAGGCAAAACACUUCAUCUACAUUGAGAACCAGUUUUUCAUAUCAGGUUUAUCAGGGGAUGAGACCAUACAAAACCGGGUUCUGGAAGCACUGUACCAACGUAUAUUACUGGCUGAUAAAGAACAACAAUGUUUUAGAGUCAUUGUGGUUUUACCACUCCUGCCUGGAUUUCAGGGUGGUGUAGAUGAUAAUGGUGCAGCAACUGUUCGAGCCUUGAUGCAUUGGCAGUAUCGAACAAUUAGUUGGGAAAAAACAUCAAUUUUGUAUCGUCUUAAUCUUUUACUCGGUCCAAAAACGCAGGAUUAUAUUUUGUUUUGUGGUCUUAGAUCAUAUGGCAGACUUUUCGAUGGUGGUCCAAUUGCCACAAGUCAGGUAUAUGUGCACAGCAAAUUGAUGAUAAUUGACGAUUGUAUAACCUUUAUUGGUUCCUCCAAUAUUAAUGACAGAAGUUUACUUGGAUCCAGGGAUUCUGAGAUUGGGGUAUUUAUUGAGGAUAAAGAGUUUGUUGAUUCAUCCAUGAAUGGAAAGCCUUGGAAGGCUGGAAAGUUUGCACAUAGUCUUCGAUGCUCCUUGUGGUGUGAGCACCUCGGUCUUCGACUUGAAGAGGUCAGUCAAAUCAGUGAUCCUAUAGCAGAAGCAACAUACAAAGAUAUAUGGUUAGCUACAGCAAAGGAAAACACAGCAAUAUAUGAAGAUGUCUUUUCUUGCAUCCCCAAUAACAACAUAAACUCAAGAUCGUCUCUACGCCAAAGUUUGGCCGAUUUGAGGGGAAAACAUGGCCAUAAUACAAUAGAUUUAGGAAUAGCUGCUGAGAAGAUAGAAAGCCAUGAAAAUGGAGAAGUUAAGAAGAUAGAUCCAAUGGAGAGGCUGAAAUCUAUUAGGGGACAUCUGGUUUGUUUCCCAUUGGAGUUCAUGUGGGAAGAAGAUCUCAGACCAGGGUUCAUUGAGAGUGAGUUUUAUGCUGCUCCUCAAGUUUUUCAUUGAGUUAUAUAUUCUUCAUGCCCAAUUAUAGAUGGAAAUUGCACUAAUUGAUACACCAUUAAAUCUAGUUUACAUUGUUCAUUCUUUUGUCUAGAAAUAAGAUUGUAUGUUCUGUAGAUGUCCUGUCACAUGAGUGUAAAUAUUUAUGUAUAUAACAAUCUUUUAUUUUUCUUCUUUUGGGAUUGAGUUUGUAGAUGAUAUUUUGUAGCAUAUCCAAAAUGAUUUUGGGUAUGCAAUGAAUUCCUUCAUAUUUAUUCUACGGCGGGGGAAAAUAAAACUUCCGUCGUAAAAACACUAAAUAAAGACUUUAUAAAGUAGAAUUGAGAAUGAAGUUUUUUUCAUUU